Molecule: messenger RNA, 1021 nt
Organism: Clarias gariepinus (North African catfish)
Lineage: Eukaryota; Metazoa; Chordata; Actinopteri; Siluriformes; Clariidae
Product: repetitive organellar protein-like
Exons: 5
Coding region: 110-1021 (303 amino acids)
Source: RefSeq, a predicted model, not a curated record
UCAGCGUGGACACGAUGAGCUGGUAACCCUGUCGUCUGAUGAGCAAUCUGAUCAUAAAGUACAGGAAGGCUCUUUAGGUUUUCCACAAUCUUCUGAUAGAAAACAGGACAUGCAGAUGGACAGCCUCAGCCCUGAGGGAUGUGAGCAAGAACGACAGGCUCACAGCAUCCUAAAACUGAAGUAUGCUGAGAUAAAGAAGAAAUAUGAUGAGAUGAAGGAGGAGCAUGAUGAAAUGAAGAAGAACCACGAUGUAAUAAAUCAAAAGAAUAAUCAGAUGAAGAAAUACCAUGCUGAGAUGAUGAUAAAAAAGAAUAAUGAGAAAAACCAUGUUGAAAUGAAGGAGAAAUAUGAUGAGAUGAAGGAGAAAUAUAAACAGAUGAAGAAAACACAUGAUGAGAUGAAGGAGAGAUAUAAUGCUAUGGACCAGAAGAAUGAUGAGAUUAAGAAAAACCAUGGUGAGAUGAAGAAAAAGCAUGAUGAGAUGAAGCAGAAGCAUGAUAAAAUGAAGAAAAAACAAGAUGAAAUGGAGAAGAAUCAUGAUGAGAUGAAGAAAAACCAUAAUGAGAUAAAGGAGAAAUAUGAAGAGAUGAAGAAAAACCAUGAUGGGAUAAAAGAGGAGUAUGAUGAGAUGAAGCGGAAGCAUGAUGAGGUGAAGGAAAAGCAUGAUAAAAUAAAAGAGAAGCAUGAUCAUAAUGAGAUGAAGCAGAAAUGUGAUAAGAUAAAGCAGAAGUAUGAUGAGAUGAAGAAUAAACAUAAGAUGAAGGAGAAGCAUGAUGAAAUGAAGUACAAUGAGAUGAGGGAUGAGUUACAAAAGGUCCAGGUUGCCUUGGCUAAAGCUGAGGAGAAUGCUCAGAAUGCUCUGGAGUCCAACACUCAGCUCAAGCUCAAGAACGCCAACCUGAUGCAGCAAAUGGAAAGUCUGCAAGGCGUCAUGGAGAAGUUGCAGAGACAACGGCUAACCAUCCACAGCAGGUCUAAUAAAGUUGGGAAGAGGUCUGCACACCUGCUGGUGAUCGAGUGA